Messenger RNA from Drosophila busckii, 15196 nucleotides. It is a transcript of the gene Bruce, whose product is annotated as baculoviral IAP repeat-containing protein 6. Gene Ontology annotation, molecular function: cysteine-type endopeptidase inhibitor activity; ubiquitin conjugating enzyme activity. Gene Ontology annotation, cellular component: nucleus. Lineage: Eukaryota; Metazoa; Arthropoda; Insecta; Diptera; Drosophilidae. The coding region runs from base 208 to 14868 and encodes 4886 amino acids. The record is from RefSeq and is a predicted model, not a curated record. Gene Ontology annotation, biological process: apoptotic process; negative regulation of apoptotic process; regulation of cytokinesis. The transcript has 32 exons.
UGUCAGAAGCAAAAGGGGCACAGAAAAAACUGCAGCGAAACGGCCCGACGAAAAUAAUUGUAUUUUUAAACGUGAAGACAUUAUAAUCAAUUGAUCUCGUAGACUUCUGAAACCAACAGUUGAAAGAAAAAUUUAAAGUUCGCGUUGUCAAGAAGCGAAAAGGGGGGCGCGCUCUGACUACACACCAACAACGCAUGUAGUUACAGCAUGGAGCAGCGUAUUCUGAAGCAAGACGGAUACUUGGAUGUGGGCGAUGAUGGCAACGAUGGAGCCUUGCCUGGCGGAGCACCAGCGUUUGAAAUACGCAACAUUGUCUAUCAUCCGCAAUUAAAUGUGCUGCUUGUGUUUGGUGUCAAUAAUCUAGUGAAAGUUCUAGAUGUCAAUUCCAGUGUUAUUUUGCAGACGUAUCAAUUGAGUACAAACGCUGAGAGCACCAUAUGUGGACGUUAUAUGCCAUUGCAAGAUAAGAUUUUGUUUUGGGAUGGCCACAAUGUUGGGCUACGCGGAGAUUAUAAUGGCGUCUUGCUGUUGGACACAAUACUACAGGCACCAAUUGGCCAGAACGAUGAUUAUAUUAAGCUGGAGCUCAUACUAUCCGAGGCGAUCAUCUUUCAGAACUGCAUAAAUGAACUAGAGAGCGAGGGCCUAGAGUGUCCUUGUGACAUUAGUAAUGAACUCACACAGAAGAUUAAUCAAGCUCAGCAAAACGCCAAAAAGGGCAUCAAAGCGCAGCGCUGGAACACAAUUUGUUUGGAGGUGCCCUAUUCCAGUUUAAAAUUGGUGGCUAACAAUGUGGUCAUCCUGCUUAAGCGACUGGAGCGACAUAUUCCAGUGUUAGCCAUAGCAUCUGCCAUCAAUGAGCGACUAACGGACAUGUUGAUGGGAUCACGUUUCUCGGAGUACGGUUGGAAUUACAGUAACUUUCAGCGUGUGCUUAUGCACUCGGAGGCAGUGCGUCGCCAAACAUUUGAAAAGUGGCCACAUAUGGAUUACAAAUGGGCGUUACCGGACCAAAUGGCGCAGGCGGGCUUUUACCACCAGCCUUCGAGCUCAGGGGAAGACCGCGCCAUGUGCUUCACAUGCAACGUCUGCCUGGUUUGCUGGGAGAAAACCGAUGAGCCUUGGAGCGAGCACGAGCGCCACUCGCCCAUGUGCCCAUUUGUCAAAGGCGAAUAUACGCAGAAUGUACCGCUAUCCAUCAGCUAUGCAACUAGUCCAGCAUUAACCGCACCUGGACUAGGCUUCGAUAUCAUCUCCAACAGCGACUAUGCCAAUGUACUAUGCACUAGUUGCACCGAAACAGGCGAGCUUAGCGUUUGGAGCAUUGAGCGUCACCUUAAGCUUAUGCAUACCCUACAUGUGCCCACGCUGCUCAAAGAAGUCUUCGAGGAGAACUUUGAAUGGGCGCGUGUCACAGCAAUCUGUGUGCUGCCCAAUGCACGCGCUCGCGCCAAAGUCAACUAUGUGUAUUCGGCCAACAACUAUAGUAGCAGCAGUGCAGGCAGUGGCGCUGGUCACGCUAGCAGCAUGCAUGGCAGCGGUAAAUUUAGCACCGGCGGCGGCACUAGUUUCAAUGCACAGCAUAUAACCUCCACAUCCACGUUGCGUGCUGGUGUUGUUGGCUCAAAAAUUGUGCUGGGCGUCAGCGUGCGACAAAGCAGCGGCGAGAUGGCCCUACGCAUGGUGGUGCUAAAUGUGGUGGAGCUAGAUAGGCACAGCGAGAGCUCGGCAAUUAUAAGCAAUGAUAGCGGCAGCGUCACAAGCAUUGGAGGUCAGCUUAAAAAGACAUCUUCACAGCUAGGCACAACUUCAAGUGAUUCGAAUGUAAUCGUCAGCCAGGCUAGUUUGGAAUCCUCGAAGGAUGAUGAUAAUAAGUCCAUGACGCCAUAUGAAAAGUUUGCCGAUGGCUUUGAUAGCAAUGGUUUUGUGUCCGCCCUAAUGACCUAUAACAAGAACAAUGGCGUCAAUAAUUCGGGGUGCAACAAUUCGUCCGGGUUGUAUGACUUUGAUUUGUCAACCUUGUCACAAAUACUGGAUAGCAAUAUGGAUGAAGGCAGCACUGGUCUCAUGGUGUCCUCCUCCAACACGGUGAAUGUGAGCAACAGUCUGCUGAAUAUUGACAAGCUUAUUGAUCAUACUGAGCCUGCAACGCAGCAGCAUAACAACAAUAAUAACAACAUUGACAACAACGUGCUGGGCCUGGGAUCGGCAAACAACAACAACAAUAAUAAUAAUAAUAAUAAUAACAACAACAGCAUGAUGAUAAAUGGCAGCAACAGCAGCAGCGACAAAUUAAACACCAGCGAGGAAAUUGAUUGUGUUGUCGAAAGCUGGACAAGUGUGCGACGCAUGAAUGCUUUGGAUGGCGCACAAAGUGCCAGUGGUGCCACAUUGGAUGCAAAGGAGAUUGUGGAAAUAGAUGAAAUAAUGCCCACCAGUGCCAAAUGCAAUCAGUUGUUGGUCAAGCUGUUGCGCACCAAGGCACCAGAAACGGAGGCAAGCAAGAUAAUUAUGGCCACGGUGGCCAAAGAGGAGGAAGAGCAACAGGUGGAGUCAAUGGACUUGGAUGAUAACAAUGCAGAGUGCAAUAUUGCGGCACAGCUGCUGCUCUUUGAUUAUGAUGACAUGCAGAUCUCUAAUGACUAUACGCUAGCCAUGAACUUUAGUCGCGCCAAGUGCCCCAAGCAGCUGUGCAUAUUGCCACCGUUUGGUGGCGUUGCUGCCUCCGAUGCCAAGGAAGCGGGCUCCAUAUGCGUUGUCUGCGCUGAUGGGUGUGUAGAAAUCUACUCGUUGGCUGACUUUCAAGCCACAUCUGUGAUUGAGGAGGAGGGCGAACACUUUGAAGCAGUUGUCUAUUGUCGCAAUCUUGACAGGCUCUGUUGUUGUUUGCGCCAAGGCGGCAUGCUCUUUUACUCUCUCAACGAUAGUGAAAAUGAUUCCGGUGAUGAGAUGCUCGAAAUGGAGGAUGACUGCAAUACCACUUUAACACAGCAGGCUUUAGAUUUAAGCGUGACUGACGGUGCACGCAACGAGGCAGGCAGGAGUGUGACAAACAUAACAAUUGAUGUGAAUAGCGAGCCCACUGGUGGCGCUUCAACAAGCCAAAGCGCACAAUUGCAAAUCUCCCCGUCCGCACUCUCACUUAUGGCCAACAAUGCCAAUCUGUUGGCUUAUAAGACAUCAGAUUUAUCGCUGGCCGAUUUGCAUUUGUUUUAUGCGCUAACACUGUUUGAUGACAAAUUGACUGUUUACUCAGCGGAGGUGCCCAGCUGUUGGAACGACUUGGGCCAGGUGCAAAAGCAACGCAAGCAAUCACAAAAUAUGCGUCAUGGCGGCGAUGAACGUGACUUUACACGCACCUGGCGACUGCAUAACGACACCACCACAUGGGAUGAGCACAUCAUUGAACUGAAUCUGGCGCAGCCUGUGCCGCUGGGUCACAUUGACUUGAAAUUUACUGUAUAUCAGCAGUGCUCCAAUCCGGCUGCCAUACAGGUCACUUUGCUCAAGCAGAAUACAAACGGCUUUGGCUAUCGCAUGAAGGGACCGCAUGCCAAUUAUAAACCGAAUGUCAUCGAUGAGAACAUUGAUCUCUCCUGCAUUGACAACCCUGUGUUUAGUGAGGAGUAUUUGCUGGCCCACAAUGCCGAGCUGCUGGCGGGUCCCAUUGAGCUCUCGUCUUGCAUUGAUUUGUGUGAUCAGGGCGGCACUGCCACGCUUACCUCGCCAAAACUAUUCAAGACACGGACGCGUAACUUUCUUCUGCACAUAAAGGCAGUGUCUGAUCCACCACAGGAUGGCCCAAAAACAAGAGGUUGCGAUUGGUUACAUGAGAUUUCCAUAAGCGUGCGUGCGGUUAAGUCGCAGAGUCGUAUUAGCAACGCGCGCAUGCAGCGCAUCGCCAUGUUGGAGAGCAACGGUCUGCUCGAGCGCCUGUUGCGCAUUGCCAGCGAUGCGGAGACAACACCGCUAACCAAAAAUCUAGCGCUGGACGUGCUCAAUUGGAUAUGUUUCAUUCGCUUGAAUCGCUACCGCUCGGCCAAAUCGGAACGCAUUAAGGACCAGAUCAACAAACAAACGGCGGCCAAUAUUAAUGAUUUGUUAGCACAGCAAUUCGAAUGCAUUUGUCUGGCCGAGAAGCAUAUUGAGCAGCUGUUGCGCAGCUGCAUUAUUUACAGUGAACGCAACACGGCGCACAAAUGCGUCAAACUGUUGGUCAUGUUGACAGAAGGUGUUACCAACUUGCCAGUUGAGCUUCAGAAGCAUGCAACACUGGAUGUGAGCAUAAAGACCGCCAUUGCGAAUACUUUCUAUGAACUGCCGCGUGCGCAGUGUGGCAGCGUGGUGCGUUGGUAUACAAUGUUAACGUGCGCUACCUCCACAGCUGAGUCGCACAAUAGCAUAUCCGAGUAUGCUAUUAAUUUGCUCAAGGAUAUUACCAACGAAAUUGAUAAGCGCUGGGAUCCACAUUGCGCUCUGCUUAGCACACGCUUUGGCCUCUAUGGUUAUCCCUUUGAGCCGGAAAUAUUUGAUUUCGAUUAUCCCAAUAUCAAUCGCCAAGCCUCAAACUCCGCUGUAGCGCUUAAUAAUGUUAUACGCAGCAGUGCGACUAUACUGCCCGUAACAGGACUUGACAUUAAGCGUUUGAGCUCAAUUGACGGCGUAGACUUUCGCACUUUUCCACAUUUGAUACGGGGCAAAAGUAUUAGCAAUCAGCUGCGUGGCCUGCUUGAGGUAGUGCAGCUCCAUUUUAACUGUGUUCAAACCUCAGAAGCCACACGCAUCGAUAGCAUCGACAGCGUGGUCAAUGGUCCGGCGAGUGUGGUUAUUGAGGAUGUCAUGAUGAUUCCAAAGCUGGUGACAAACAACAAAGGCAAGGAUGAGGAAUUGAUAAGCGAUCUGGUCAGCGACGUGGAGUGUCUGGUGGAGGAAAUGAAGGAUGGCAAGCCCAGAUUUGGCUCAUUUAGCAUGGUUAAUGGCUUCAAGGACAAGACUUCUGGUUCACUGCUAAGCGAUUUGGAUAACUCACUGCAGGAGGAGGUAAACGAGAAGGAAGCUAUGAUUGAUAAGCUGAAGAUAUCAAAAUUUUUGCCACAGCUCACACUUUGGAACAGUUACAUACAGAAGAAGUUUGGCCUGAACGAGGAGAGCAGCUACGAUGCUUUUGGUGAGCUGGAGAACUGGGAGAAGCCUUUGCUCAAAUCCAAUCUAGAUGUGUUGCCCGAGGAGUCAUCGCUGUCGCAACAAUCCGACCAAUCGCAAUCGUCCGCUACAGGCACAGGUACCGGACCAGGCGCAGGCACUGGCAGUGACAGUGCCCGCAGUUUGAACGACGAUGCAGCCGAACGUGAAAAAAUACUGGAACACUUAAGUGCAAAUCCUUGUCCACCUAUUGCCUGGCACAAGCUGCUAACGCCACCACCCAAGCUAAUGAUUGUGGUCGAUCGCAUGCCUUCAGGCGCACGUCGCUUUGUGGUCCUCGAUUUUGGGCAACAUGUGCUACUCACCGAUUUGGUGAUACCCGCCUGCGAUGAGCUCACAUCCCUCAAUAUAGACAUUUGGUGCUUUGACGAGGAGACGGAUUGCACGCGUUUAGUGCAGUCCGUUGAUAUACAAACCAAGACGCUGGUGUUAAGCGAUAUGCAGCCUCCGCCCAUAUGUCGCUUUAUGAAGUUGACUAUUGUGGGACGCAUUGGCACGUCUUCAACCAAAUGCAAAGUGCCGCUGGGCAGUUUCUUUGGGCAUCCGGUGGUGUUGGAGCAUGAUGGCUAUGGGGAUAAUUUGGUGCGUUUUGUCAAGCAGCCAACGCAGGCGCUGCACAUGCAUCUUAAAUCGUUGAAUGCACUCUAUGAGGAUGUACACUGCCGCUACAGCUUGGCAAGUGCCAAACUCAUGGAGCUACUGGCGCCCAUGCGUCACAGCGAAUUAUCCAAUGUGGCACAUCUGCAGGCCUUCAUCAGCAAGCAGCGCGAAGAAGAACUUAGCUGCGGCCUUGACAACAACAAUAACAAAGUGGUUGCGCUCUAUGAGGAGUGCAUGCUGCUGCAAUAUCAAAUUAAUGUAAUCCGCAAUGUAGUGCAGCGCUUAGAGCGUGCCCUGCCCUAUAAGCUGCAACGCACACCAGCGCCGCCAAGUCCGGGACUCAUCGAGGAGUCGCUGCGCAACGCUUCACGCGACAAGCUGCGCGUGCUGAGUCUCAGCCUGGUGGAAGUGCUCUUGAACUUUUCCAUAGAAUAUGGCAUCAAGAAUAUACUGCCCGUGCAUCAACGCUUCAAUGUGUCCACAGCCAAAGCGCUCUUCAAUUCCCUGGUCGUCUAUGGCGAGGCGCAACUCCAGCUGGCCACCUGCUCACUGCUGGUGCGCAUGUGCUGCUUCCAACCCUGGUGGGGGGACUUCCUGGCCGACACCUUCUGCAGCCUAUUUUCUGCGCAGAACUGCAAAGCAUUCCCACAGGAUCGCAUUUUCUUCUUGUUGACAUAUUUGGGACGUCGCAGCAUUGCCAUGGGCGCCUGCCGAUCCAUUGUUAUAGAUGCGGUACUGAAGACCUUAGUGAAGCUAUUGGCUCCCAUAUCGCCGCAUUACAAAUUUCAAUCGGAGCAGCCGAGCACUUCCGCAAGCGCAGCGGAACGCACAGCUGCCAUGGGCAGCUCGUCUGAUCUGCAAUUGAUUACCUGGCUGCUCCUGUUUCUAUCGGUUUGCCUGGAUGACAACAAUGAGCGCAAGGAUAAAUCUGCCGCACGCUGGGACUUUAUGAGCUGCGAGAGCGACUUUACUAAGACGAGGCCCAGCAAUACGCCAAACAGUAAACAAUUGCGUUGCUUUAAGAAGCGCAUUAUACAGCAAAACAAGUACUCCGUGCAACCCUAUACGGAUUGGGGCAAGAAAAUUUACAUGAUACAGAACGAGCAUCCUGGAAUAUUUAUGGAGCUCUCCAGCAAAUCGAAGGUCGGCGGAAACAGCAAGACCACCCCGACCACGGGCAAAAUGGUCAGCAGCGGCGGCAUGUGUGUGCCAGGUGUGAGCGCCAACUCCAAUGCCACUGCCAGCUCCACUGCUAAGACAAACAAUGCUAUAGGUGGCAAACAAAUGGAUGGCUUUGCUGGAGUCAGCGAUGCUGAUAGCAACUUUGACAAAGGUCUCAAGACAUUGAGCAUGGCAAACAUUAAAGUUGUCAUUCGUGGUUUGUUCGCUUUGCUCUUAGAAAUGAAUUUCGACUGCAAUAUGGAUCAGUUUUUGUUAACCUGCAAAGUGAUUGCACGCCUUGUGGCCGCAUGUCGUCCCUCGGUGCGGCUAUGUAAGAUUAUUACUAGCGCGCAGCUGGAACUGCUCAUACGCUUGGCCGUCUGGAAUGAUCAGCAACAGCCUUGGGCGGUACAUGCCAUUACUUGUCUGUUGCAGGAUUUGUUGGAUGCUGAUAAGCAGUUUAGGGAUAACGAUGCGACGCCUACCAAUGAUGGGGUGCGUCCAUUGGUAACAGCUACGUUGCAGGAAACGCGAGAUCUGUUUCCAGACUUUGCCUCAACGUCUACGUGCUCCGUCGCACAGGCUGCAUCCUUAUAUAUGCCAACCGCAAGUGAAUUUUAUCAGGAGGCAGUCAAAUAUAAUUACUUGCCGUCGUUGAUUGAGUGCGAGGACACGGAGUUCGAUGAGAUGCUCAACGACAUUGACAUGAUCGAACGCACCAAGCCUAUAACCAAAAAGGAGAGCAAUGCACUUUGCAAGAACACUUUCAACUUUUUCUGCAAAUCCAUAUCAAUUGCUAUGGAUUCGCGCUUGGAUGCGGGUCUGGAACUGCAUGUGGAAGCGCAGCUGCGACGUUUAACCAAUCGCACUUCAUUGGAUUUGUAUUCAUCGCUGCCACAGGUGCUAACCAAUGAGUUUGUAUCGACACCACCUGACGCGGCUCCCUGGCCGGAGUAUUUAACGCAACUGUGGUCUGGACCGGAUUACAGUGGUCGAAAUACAUACAUUAUGUUUAAGAAUGUGUUCGAUUCCAUACUGGCUGAUUUGCAUUAUGAGGAUACUUGGGUGCACCUGGAGCAAGUGCUGCAAAUGUGGCUAACACUUAACUGUGAGCUUGCCGAGAAGCCUUACACCUCGGGCAUUACGCAAACAGACAUUCCAAAAAUACCAUUCGGCGCCAAUGCGGUGCAGGGCUUACUCCUGGCUUUGGCCUGGCAUAAUGAUAUUAAGCUACGCACUUGGUGCUUGGGCUUUCAAUGCCUAUUCCUGGCCUGCAAUUCGCUGCCCAUUGGCGACGAUAUCACCGACUGCACACGCAUCAAUGAGGUCAUUGUGAACGAUGAGAACUUUGAGAAAAUGCUGCUGCGAUUCUUUUCCGGCUAUGGCAUGAGCUCCUCCAUCAUUACAAAUCGCUGUGCUGGUCCCACCAUUUGCAAGCAUCUGCAUGAGCUGCUGCUGUGGCUUUAUAGUAAGAAUGAAAGCGGUGGCGGGCUUAUACCCUGUAAGCGUCGUCUUAAGGACAUAUUGCUGCAUGUGAUAUUGCAGUUGGUGCAACCUGGCGGCGCCAUGAGCAAUCAGCAAGGACCCAUUGAUGCGCAAAAUCAAUUGGUACGCGAUUUAUUACUCAUGCCCAACGACAAGGGCGAUCUCAAUAUUGCACUCAAAAUCAUUGAAAGUGUUUCCUUUCUGGUGUUUAACAACAUUUCCAAUGGCGAGAAGCUGCAGUGCCAGCGCAGUAAUGAGAACACCAAUGCUGGCAAUAAUUUUAGCAAUCUAUUUGCUAACGUACUCGGCUCCGAGAAUCCUGCCAAGCAGAAUGGAAAUAUAUGCGACAGCUCGCUAAUUAUUAAUUUACUCAAGCUUUCCUCACAUAUGGUGCUGACAGAGAUGCCCAGGCAGCCGAGCGAGGUCACCAUACCCGAGGAGGAGGAGCUUUCGAAUCAAAGUCAAACAGAUGAAACCAAGGCUGAGCAGCUUAAUACCGAAGGACAUCGCAGCAAGGUGCCCUGCAUAGCUGAUUGGGUGCUGCGUCAGUUUUCCACUAUGAAGCGCUUGUUUGGCGCUUUGUCGCAAUGUUCCACGAAUACAUUUACCAUGAUGUCCUCCAGCUGUAUCUUUUCGCUUAAAUCGAAUAUGAUGUUAACCGAGCCGCAAACCAUAGCCGAUGCUGUGUUCAGUUUGAUGGUAACCUUAAGUGAAAAGGCUUCUAACCCACGGCUGGUGGUGGCGCCCAUUUGCCAAUAUCUUGAAGAGACCACCAUACAACGCAAUGCGACAUUGCCCAAACUGCAGCUAUCGGAGCCAUUUCUGUGGUAUAUAUCCAAGGUGCUGGAGGUGACGGCGGCUGUGCAAAUUUUUACUCAACUUGGAGGCAUACAAAUAAUUUGCCACAACCUGGUGCGGCAGCACAAAACCAUUAUCAACAUGCAGCCGGGACUGAUAUCAUUGAUAAUGCAGCAUAUGACGCGCAAUACGCGUCUAAAGCUGAGCAACCAUGUGAGCAAUGGCACUUCCUGCAAAAAGACCACUACCAGCACGGGCGCCACAACCACAUCGACAGCGGCGCAAACGUCGAGAAACACUGGUGCACAGUAUGAUGGGUUAAUUAAUUUUGCACCCUUCUCGCAUAUUGUUUCGGAGAAUGAUGCGGCACAGAGUGCCGAGAUGCUGAUAUCGAAUCCAAAUGGAACGCAUAGAAGACCGCGCUCACCCGCCUGGAGCUAUAUGUUUUAUCCAAAUGAAACACACGUGGAUUUAACCAUCACACUGCCCACGGCUAUAUUGCUGAAGGAAGUGCAGCUGGUACCGCAUACCUCUAGUCUGGCCUCUUGUCCUUCGGCGGUGGCAUUGGAGCUCUCGCGCGAUUAUGGAGUGGGAUCUAUUCCUGUGGGUGCACCCAUGGCGACGACAGGUCUUACCUGCAUACGUCUCAAGCUGGCCAAAGCCGAGGUGGCCACCAGUAUUGUGCUGCGGCUCUAUAAACCAAAAGAUUGUGGCAACGUGGGUCUGGUGCAGAUUGCCGUGCUAGGUCAGACCAUUUUUGGCAAUCGACUGCAAGGAUUGCGUGGACAGAGCGCCUUUGGUGCUGACUCUUUCAUGUCCUGCACCUCACACUUGCCCACAUCUGCAUUGUCCGCCUUGGAUGUGGACUCCAUGCCUGAGGAUGAUGCCUUUGCCAAAACAAGCAUAGGCUGGGUGCGCAUACUCUCACGCUGCUUCCAUGUGGCUGCCUUGCAACCAGACAGCAAGCUAUCCGAUCUAAUUGCCUCCUACCCAGCUGCAUAUCCAGGCUUUCUAGAGGCCUGCUGCUCGCUACUAAACAUCAUGCCUAUGAUACCUAGCCUGGCGCAGCAGCAUCUUGAGACCAUAUUACUCAAGCUGGGUGCCUAUAAUCAUGAGCUGAGCCUGCAGCUGCUGCGCACGCUGCUGUGGCAUACAACGCCGCAGGUGUUUAAGCUGUCCAGCGAUGCUGUCUGCGAUCUUAUAUACCAGGUAGUCAUCAGCUCUACGACCAACAUGCUAGACAAGCUGCGCGUUCUGCUUGACUGGAUUAUGCAGCUGCAUGACAACUACAGCAAACAGGCUCGCUGCAAUAAUCCACAAAGCGGCUUCGUCAAGGUCAUUUCCUCCAUUCUGUGGCAUGUGCAGCGUCAACAACAAGUGCCUUCGGCUGAUUUGGCGCAGCUCAUAACGCCGGCUUUGUUUGAAACGUGCUAUCAGUGGGUAGCAGAGCUGGAGCACGAUGAGCCAUUGAAGUGCAGCUUCGAUGCGUUGCUUUGUGCGCUGUGCUACAUUAAACCCGAGUUGUUCAACCAGAUGCUGGUCAAAUUGGGCAUUAAGUUGGAGCCACAGGCGCCGGGAAAAACGGAUGAUAGCAAGGUGCAGAGCGGCAGUGCUUGGUUUAGACGCGAGGGCAGCGAGAAUCUGACGCAGUUACUGCAACGACCCGCAUUCCUCAAGACGCUUGGCUUGGCCUGCCAAUCCCCGGUUGCUGUUUACCAAAUGCUGGACUCGGGCUUACCCAAGCUGCUGGCCCAUGCCAUUUAUGAGUAUUGCACCCACUUGCUGCCCACCCCAGAAACUAGCGCUCCCAGCCAGCCAGUCGCAACUUCAGAGCCUGUUGUUACCGCUAGUUGUAGUAGUCAGCGUCAGGCCACUGCCGCUGGAGGAGAUUCCCUGCUAACAGAUCACGACAAAGCUGAGGCAAGUGCCGCUCAGGACACAGCACCGCUCUUGAGCAGUGCCAAUGUGCCCAAGGUGUUGGACUUUUUCGCCGAGUGCUGUGCCGAGGGACCCAUGCGUGACUGGCUGGGCACCAUGCAGGGUUCAAUGUUCUGGAAGCCACUACUGCUGCUGCUCUGCAAUACACAUCUGACACAGUUUAGCCAAAGCUUGCCCAUGCAACAGUCGUUUAUACGUCUGGAGCGUGCCACAAUUAAUUUCUUUACGCGUGUUAGCGCCUGCCAUCCAAACAAUCAAGAGGUGCUUACCUCGCUGCUUAUAGGCGCCAUCAUAUGCAAGCCGCUGCGCACUGCGGUCAGCAGUCGACCCACCAUCUCUGGAUUUACGCGACAACUGGUGCUGCAGCUGCUGCUAGAGAAUGAGCAUAUAACAGUCGCUGUGCGAAGCCAGCAGCCGCUGCAACGUCGCGAUACCUUGUCGGCUAUUAUGGGUGGUGGCUCUAGUGGAAAUGGUGGCGGCGCAAGUGGCGGUGCCAGUCAUAGUCUGCCCGUUGCGGCUGUCAAUCAUCAUCCCGCCAAGCGCAGCAGCGCGCAUCAAAUGCUCUUCAACGUCAACGUCAACACAACCUGCCAGGAGGUUAUGCUGAAUUGCGUCAGCGUCUAUAGUAACUUAGUGUAUCAAACGCCAACAGAUCAGCGCGCGGGUGAUGCGACAAAGAACAUGCCAGCCGUUGCUGCUGCCAAGGCAUGCGAUGUUACCAAGAUCGAAAAACCUGGUUUCAUGAAUUUUGCCAGCAUGGAUGCCGGCAGCAUGCAGAUUCCUGUGGACGCAGCUGUGGCGGCAAAGGACAAACGCGUUAAGGAUGCAAAGAACCAAGCGAACAAGGACAAGGAAACUCAAACCAUGCAAUCACCCAUGUAUAUCUACACCGGUAUUUUCAACGUCGAGGACUUUUUGCUGCAAAAUGGACAUGGGGCCACUGGCAGUCAGCUGGUGGUGCCCGAUUAUCCGGAAAUAUUGGUGUGUGGUGAUGCGACAGUCUCGCAGGUGCUAGCUACAAUGAUGGCUUCUGGCCACUCGCUGUCCGAACCCUGCCUUACAUUGGAUUUGAUGCCCCAACGCACAGUAGGCGAGGAGAAAACCGAGCUGCGAAAACUAAAAGCCACUUGUACGGAGCCGUUGCCAACACCCUUGCAACGUUUCUCUAGCAGCGGUGGCUUAUCGUUGUUGGCACACUAUCUGCCCACGGUAUAUCCGGAGUAUAUGGGUCGCAAGGCCACCGCUGUGGCGAGCGAAAAAGAGAAGAGUCCGCCGCUGUCAGAUUGGGUAAAACUAGUGCCUAACGAUGAGCUCUAUGAGGAUGUGGAGGAUACCAUAUGUGAGCCGACGGUGAAACAAGUAACUGUUAGCUCCGUGCCGCAGCAUUCGUUGGCCGCCUUUGGUCUAUUCCUUCGCCUGCCGGCCUACUCUGAUGUGCUCCUCAGGGAUAAGCAGCGUGCGCAGUGUCUGCUGCGGCUGGUGUUGGGCGUAACUGGCGAUGGCGAUGGCAAUGACAUCUAUAGUCUGUCCCUGGCGCCUUCAUUGCCCACAUUGCCGUUUGAGGUAUUCCGACAGUUGCUAGAUAGCGUUUCUCUGUCCACGGACGAUGGCAUGUUGCUGCGUCGCGUGGUGAUAGAAGUGGGCGCCAUGCAUCUGGUGCUCAACUGCCUGGGUAUAUUCUCGCAUCAGUCGCACAACAACAAAAUAGGCGCCACGCUUAGUGAGGCCUCAACCAGCAGCAAUAGUCAGAGCAACAGCAAUGCCAAUGCCAAUGGUGGCAGCGGUGCUACAAGUAAAAGUAGCGCAGCUGAUGAGCCCAUAGCCAAUACGGUAACAUCGGAUGAUAAGAGUCAUAUCUAUUGGGCUAAGGGUACAGGCUUUGGCACUGGCUCGACUACGCAGUCUUGGAAUGUGGAGCAAGCGUUAAUGCGCCAGAAGAGCGAAGAGGAGCAUGUCACUGUGCUGCUGCUGGUCUUGGCUAGCUACAUAAAUCCCGGUGACUGCAUACCAAGCAAUAUGCGUGGCGAGGAUAUACUUGCCUAUCAUGAUGUGCGCGAUCUCGGUAUAGAAAGCGAACUGCCGCCUCUUUUCCAAGCACUGCUGCAGCAGUCGUGCCUGAUACCAGCGCUCAGCUCAUAUCUGCGCAACGAUUCAGUAUUGGAUAUAACUAGACACAUUCCGCUUUAUCGUGCCAUACUAAAGCUGUUGCGAGCGCUCACGCUCUCCAAGAGUCUGGUGUCGCUGCUGCAACCUACAUCCAGUCUUAGCGGUGAGUGUACGCCACCCAUAGCGGAGCUGCUAAAGAACAUGAAGACCUGCGUGGACACAUAUGCCAAACGACUCAAAGUCAACAAGAAAUCAAACAUCAAGGGCCAAACACAUCAGUUAACUUUCAAUAUUGACGAUGGGGACGACGAGGGUCUAGCGCUGCUCAUACCGGAUAUACAUGAGACCAGUGUGCUUGUGCAAAAGACCACAGAUGCUGAUGCGCUAAUUAAUAUGAAGCACAGGCGUAAGGAUGGUGUGGGCUCAGUUGAUCGACCGAUAAAUAAAUCUGUUGAGCAGCGCUAUCUAGAGCUCAUGAAGAAGCGUCAAUUCGAUACGUUUGAUAUGAUUGUCGAAUCGGAUAACAAUAGUUUUCGCUUUGUGGUUUCUCAUCAUUUUGAGAAAAUGGUACGUCUGGCUGGGGAUCGCUAUCAUCCGUCACGUGUCAAGCGCUUGGCGCAGGAGGCGGUAACGCUCUCCACCAGUUUGCCGCUGAGCUUUAGCAGUUCAGUAUUUGUGCGCUGUGAUACGGAUAGAUUGGACAUUAUGAAGGUUCUCAUAACUGGCCCCGCAGACACGCCGUAUGCGAAUGGCUGCUUUGAGUUUGAUGUGUUCUUUCCGCCAGAUUAUCCCAACUUGCCCAUGCUCAUCAAUCUGGAGACCACAGGGCGCAAUUCGGUGCGCUUUAAUCCAAAUCUAUACAAUGAUGGCAAGGUAUGCCUCUCUGUGCUAAACACGUGGCAUGGUCGGCCAGAGGAAAAGUGGAAUGCACAAACGUCCAGUUUUCUGCAGGUGCUCGUCUCUAUACAGUCCCUGAUAUUGGUGCCCGAGCCGUACUUCAAUGAGCCUGGCUUCGAGCGAAGUCGUGGCACGCCGAGUGGCACAAAUUCGUCGCGGGAAUACAAUAGCAACAUCUAUCAGGCCUGUGUGCGCUGGGCCAUGCUGGAGCAGAUACGCAAUCCCAGUCCAUGCUUUACAGAUGUCAUACAUAAGCACUUUUUCCUCAAGCGUGAAGAGAUCUGCUCGCAGAUCGAGGGCUGGAUUGAGGAGCUGAGCAAGCCGCAGUAUACGGAGCGUGCUAGUCGAACCAUAUCAUUCAAUUCAAUGGUGUUGCGUCGACAUUAUCGCCAUUUGCGAGAAGAGCUGGCCAGGCUGAAGCCACCGCGCGGCCUAGAAGACUUAGAUGCACCUUUUAAUCCAGUUGCCACAUUGCCGCCAAUGGAUGUUUCCACUGCGGCGGCUGCCAAUGCGACGACAAACUCCCAGGUAUUCACCGACGAUCCACUGAAUCUGGAUUUCGUUAAGGAUAUGAUCAAAGAAGAGGAAGCAUUGGCCGGCGAGGGAGAGGUGGUCGAAAUUCUAAGUGAUACGGAGAAUGAAAGCAGCGUCUGGCAGGACAAGGAGGAGGACACACCAUAAGAUUACUUUAUCCUAAACGACGACGACGAAGAAGCCGCCGCCGCGCACUAGACAGUUUUAUUUUUACGUUUAUAAGUUUUGUUUUAUGCUCUUUUGUUUUGUUUUAGUUUUUGUAAGAGAGAGACUGCAACUGUAACAGAACUUGGUGUGCUUUACAUAAUGAAAAAAAAUCCCUAACUAUAAAUGUUAAUCGAAGAACCUUUUAAAAAAACACACACACACAUGCACAUCAAUAAAAAAGUUUAAUAAUAUAUCUGAAUACAUAAUUAUUUUUCAAGCAAGCAUCCACACUCAUUAUAUUGAAUGUAAAACAAACAUUUUUCACUCG